CACGUUGAUAAGCGGUACAGUGAUAUUUUUUGUAAAUCAUGCAGAAAGAAAAGUUGAUAGAAGAAGUGCGAAAAUAUCCGCUACUAUACGACCUUAGUGAUUCGAAAUAUAGCGACGUAAAUAAGAAGGAAAAGGCAUGGAAUGAAAUCGCUAUUGUAUUGUCGCAACCAGCGUCAGAAUGUAAGAAGAUAUGGCAAAACUUAAGGGAAUAUCAUAGAAGAGCCAUUAAAAAGAAAGCAACUAAAAGUGGUCAGAGUGCUACUACUAAUAAAAAAUGGCAAUAUGAAACUGAAAUGUCUUUUUUACUACCACAUUAUAAAGAACGGUCUACAGUGACGUCAGUGGACAACACAGAUGAUGGUGAUGAUGAAAAUAGCUUAUCUGCUGCCGAAAUUUUUGCCAAUUUGACUAAUAAUGAAGAAUCUCAGGACUCGUCAAUUACCUCGGAGCGUCCAGAAUCUUCGGUGUCUAUGUACGAAUCAUCUAAAUCAGUGUUUCCUGACAUCCCAAAAACGACAAAACGAAAGAAAUUGCAAGAAACAAGUGCAUCGGCGGUUUUAAUGGAAUAUUUAUUAAAAAACAAAAAAGAUGAAGAUGGAAAGCAGAAUGACGAAAUGGAUAAUUUUUUUUUAAGUAUUUCUAGCACAGUAAAAAAAUUAUCUACCUAUAAUCAAGCACUUUUAAAGUCAAGAAUUUUUAAUUUAGUUUCGGAAGCUGAAAUACAAGAACUGCAAAAUAAUCGAAACUGUUACUAUGAUGAUUUUUUUGCACCAGGAACUUCUGGCUACACAACUCAAAACAUAAAUACAGGUACUACCGGUACUAGCACCGCUAGCACCCAACAGCAAAAUACAACCCCUAUGGAAGAAUCGAGGGUUGAUGGCUCUUCUUUAACACAACUAAAGUAAAAUUGCUUUGCCUUGAUUUAUCCUUUAACUUGAUAUAUGAAUAAAUAAAUAAAUAUAAUUCUAUAAAAAAGUUUCUUAUU
Leguminivora glycinivorella is the source of this 988-nucleotide messenger RNA. Its product is annotated as transcription factor Adf-1-like. The transcript is spliced from 2 exons. Lineage: Eukaryota; Metazoa; Arthropoda; Insecta; Lepidoptera; Tortricidae. Gene Ontology annotation, molecular function: DNA binding. Gene Ontology annotation, biological process: regulation of transcription by RNA polymerase II. The record is from RefSeq and is a predicted model, not a curated record. Gene Ontology annotation, cellular component: transcription regulator complex; nucleus. Bases 39 to 908 code for a protein of 289 amino acids.